AUGGAUUCCCGAUCAUCAGGCCGAAACAAAAGGCCUCUGGCAAGCUGGGGCCAAGCAUCAGGUCCAGCUCAAAAAGACUCUCGAUCCUCCGAGCGUCGGCCAGCAGACCCUCCAGGCGACACACAAGCGCACGCCUGCACAAGCCACCAAGAUAGCGCGAGCACACCUCCGCUAGUGGCGCAGCCUCACCCCCAGUCCCAUCAUUUUCCCACCCUCAACCCUCUCCCCUACCCAUGGCCCCCAGCCCCUCCAUCCAGCUCUAGUGCAAGGCCGCCUCAGCUAGCAGCAAAAGCCCCGACGUCCACCAUUAGCUCCCUUUUCUCUCAUGUGUUCCCCACCCUUGGAGCUGACCAAAGCAUAAGGCCGCCUCCGCUAAUGGCACAGACUCCGGCGCCCGUUAUUCCCGCUCUCUUUCCUGCUCUCUCUUCCCAUCUAGCUCCCGGAACCGUUCCAAGUGCGAGCCGGCCUCCACAGGCAGCUCCGUCAGCUAGUUUCCCCCCCGCCCCCUCCAUCUCUCAUGCCCGUUCAUCCUUCUCCCUGUCCUCAGCCAAGCUCCUACCCAUGUCACUAAAUGCCCCCGCCUUGGAUCCUACACCUGUCUCCAGUAACAUUCGGAACCAAAUUCUCUCAGGAGGUCAGGGUGGACUACCUGAGCACUCCUGGCACAGUGAGAGGAUUAUUCUGCCUCUGUGA
Cyprinus carpio (common carp) is the source of this 693-nucleotide messenger RNA. Its product is annotated as proline-rich protein 36. The record is from RefSeq and is a predicted model, not a curated record. Lineage: Eukaryota; Metazoa; Chordata; Actinopteri; Cypriniformes; Cyprinidae. The transcript is spliced from 2 exons. The coding region runs from base 1 to 693 and encodes 230 amino acids.